Messenger RNA from Styela clava, 2851 nucleotides. Its product is annotated as protein unc-93 homolog A-like. The record is from RefSeq and is a predicted model, not a curated record. Lineage: Eukaryota; Metazoa; Chordata; Ascidiacea; Stolidobranchia; Styelidae.
GCCUACUGUAUUUUGUUAUAAGCGCUUGCGGGGAGGAAAAAAGGUCUUUCUUUCAAAACGAUUACAAAUGUAUCACUCGAAUAUUUUCGUUCAAAAAAUAAUACCUUUUAUAUACCUCUUAUACAUAUAUUAUGUUUAAAUCACCAAUAUAUCGUUAAUAUGUAAAGCUUAUCUUUUGAACACAGUAGCGCUGUUCUUUACUGGAGAAUUAUUUUUGAAUUGCUGUGAAAAUGGAGGCAGGGAAUCCUAGCAAAGAUGCACCAACGCCCGGCAAUGCCACUCAAUACGAGGAAGUUUCACUUUCCGAUCACGAUGCCGUCAGGAAAGAAAAAUUCAACAUUAUGAAGAACAUCCUCUUAAUUUGUUUGUCAUUUCUUCUGAAUUUCACUGCAUUCCACGGAAUAUCAAAUCUUCAGUCUAGUUUGAAUUCGGAUGAAGGUUUGGGAACGGGAUCUCUAUCUAUCAUAUAUGGAACUCUGAUUAUCUCCUCAUUGUUUACACCAACUUAUGUGAUAAGACAUCUCGGAUGCAAAUGGACGAUGUUCGGUGCGAUUCUGGGUUACACAACGUAUUCACUUGCAAACUUCUAUCCGACAUGGGGAACAUUGGUUCCCGGAUCUAUUAUUCUAGGGAUUUCUGGCGCUCCUUUGUGGUCAGCAAAAUGCACGUAUUUAACAACAGCUGCCAAACGAUAUGCACGAUUGUCGCGGGAGAGUGUAGAUGCUGUUAUCAACAGAUUUUUCGGAAUAUUUUUCCUAAUAUUUCAAAUGAAUCAAAUCAUUGGGAAUUUGAUUUCUUCAUUUGUUUUAUCGACGGCUAACACAACGAGUUUAGAGUUCCCAGAUAGCGUCAGCCAAGAAGAAAAGUUGAGAAUCGCGGAGUUCUGUGGUGCCAAUGAUUGUCAGAAUGGAACUGGAAGAGACGAAUCAACCAGCGAAGCAAUUCCAAAUGAGACCAUUUAUAUAUUGAUGGGAAUCUACACGGCAGUUGGUUUUUUAGCCGCAGCCAAUGUAGGAUUAUUCGUGGACAAGAUUAUUAUCAGAAACAAUGAAAGCCGAGGAGCGAAGGAACUCCUAAUCGGAACAUUCUCUCAUAUGAAAAAUCAAUAUCAAAUAAUGUUGAUAAUCAUCACAAUAUACUCGGGAUUUGAACAAGCUUUUAUAACGGGUGAUUACACCAAGUCAUUUAUAACAUGUCCGAUUGCUGUCAACUGGAUUGGCCUGACGAUGAUUUGUUUUGGAGCUGUUGAUUCUAUUUGUUCGUUUAUGUUCGGACGAAUUGAAAAAUACACGGGUCGAGUGCCUCUGUUUUCUAUGUCAACUCUCAUAUUUCUUGCGAUAUUUAUCACACUACUAGUAUGGGUUCCUUACCCAACGAGUCCAGCUCCCUUCUUUAUUAUUCCAGCGUUUUGGGGAAUUGCUGAUGCAGUAUGGCAAACGCAGCUGAACGCUUUGUACGGCGUACUUUUCUUUGACCGACAAGAAGAAAGUUUUUCAAACUAUAAGUUAUGGGAAUCCAUAGGAUUUGUUGUUGCGUUCGCUUACCAAAGUUACGUUUGUGUCUACGUCAAAUUAUACGUACUUCUCAGUUUUCUAAUUGUUGGAAUGAGCUUGUAUCUUGCUGUAGAGUUAUUAGAAAAAAAACGGAAGAUGAAUCAAAAAUCUGCUAAUACAUCAAAAGAUCAUUCCGAACGAAAACAGUCAUUUGACAACAUACGUCACAAUCCAGAAGACAAUGUAACAAGUUUUUGAACAAAGUCCAAAUUUUCUAAAUCAAACUUUAGUUCAUAACAUUUUGUGAUCUUUGUAUAACUUAUACUCUAAAUACGCACGCUCUUGUUGAAACUAUGUUUACAACAAUGUAAUAAGCUGAAUAUCCCAAUGAAUCUCAUUAUAUUCAUAAUGCGUCACCAGAUAUUAUUGGGUUGCUUGCGCUGUAGCAAAAGUUCAGUCUAGUAAUAUAUAUCAUCAAUUGCAUAACAUGUACGCAAAAAUCAGUAAAUCUUUGACUGCGCAAUAAUUUACCAAUUUAUCACGUCUUCGAAUUUGGAAAAACUAAAAAUUGUUUUGAUCUAAUCAGAAGAAAAAGUUUAACCAACAGAAUUUGUAACAUUUUUGUCUGCUCUGGCUCUCUUUAUCAUUUCCCGUACUAUCAUGGAAAACAGCUGCAUAUUUGUUGCUCGAUAUGUACAAUACUUUUUCGGUAUCAUACAAGGCAAUUUUUCGUAGCAUGAAAUGCUUUUUAGACCCACAAGACCUCUGAAAACACACGUUUUUCUUAAUUUUCUUCGACUACCGGAUAGCACAAUGUUGACUACACAUUCUCAGGUGCUCAUCAACCGUUUGAAAAACAGUGUCAAAACGUGGUGAAACGGUGAUAAAAUCAUUUGAUUUGAAUCACUGGUCAUCACAAAUGCUAUUCAACUGCAGUUACACAGCAAGAAAUGUAGCAAUCAUUAUAUAUACAUAUUACUUCAGUAUCAUACUAUUUACAAGUCACUAUUCGUCGAAGCCAUGAUUUGUCCCAUGGGACUAUUAAUUUGGUCAUUAUGUAGCGGUGAACAAAAGCAAGCUGCUAUAUAUAUAUAUAUAAUAGAAGCCCUGUGUCUGUCGGACUGAUUUUUUAUAUAUGUCCAAAGAAAGAGAUAAAAAGAGGAGGCCCAGUUAGUAACAUUAAGGCGGUGUUCGGUUAGUAGACGAUUGGCAACUAUGCCCUAUGGAAAAUUGUCACAAAACAAAUUCAUCUUGUCAGUGAUAACCAAUUGUACAAGUGAAACGCGCAAGAGAAAGAUAGAAAGCGAGCGGGACUUGGCGAGCGCAGUAGGCUAUCUACCUAUUCCAUCCGAUUACUA